Messenger RNA from Cylindrotheca closterium, 876 nucleotides. Lineage: Eukaryota; Bacillariophyta; Bacillariophyceae; Bacillariales; Bacillariaceae. The record is from the annotation of a GenBank genome assembly.
AUGACAGUUCAAGAAGAUAUCAAGAAAGAGGCCGCAGAUGGAGGAGAAGUGGCGUUUGCGGUUGCCGAACCAUUGACAUCUGGCUUUACUGGAACUGUUUUCAAGGAAUCCAAAGAUCAAACGGUUGGCAUUGCGUUCAAACAAGAACAUCCAGACCACCCCGUCACCAUAUCCAGAAACACUGGCCUCUUUGCCAACACAGACUUGAAGGUUGGAAUGGAGGUUGAAAGCAUCAAUGGUGUUUCUAUUGAUGGCUUUACACGACUUAAGGCAAUUGGUUUCAUUAAAGAAGCCGAAGGACAAGUGACAGUAGUUGGCAAAGCAGUCAAAGGCGGAGCAGUUGCGGUUGUCUUCAAAGAGUCAAAAGACCAAAAGUGUGGGAUCACCUUCAAACAAGAUGUUCCAACAGAGCCAGUGACUGUUUCGAAAAUUGGAGAAGAUGGACUCUUUGCCAAUUCUGAUUUGAAGGUGGGAAUGGAGGUCAUCAGUGUCAACAACAUAGCUGUUGACGACAUGGACAAGCAUCAAGCAAUUGCAUUGCUUAAGGAUGCCGAAGGAAAAAUUGUUGUUGUUGGAGCACCCGCCACAAACAGGCCCAAGAAAGCAGCAGCAAGCACUGGGGCCACCCCCCCUCCAGGUGUCGAAGCUGGUGGAGAGUGGGGAAAGAACAAAUUCAUGGGAGAACAAACUAAGAUGCUCAUGUGUUUUGGAUGUCUUUGUUUUGGGCUCCCAGGUCUUUGCGUUUGCUUUUGUCCUCAAGACGAUCGCGAUGCCUACAAGCUUGGCAACGCAAUUUAUGACGCAUCUGGUAAUCGUGUUGGAACCUAUCCAGGUGACAAUUGGAUUCCGACCCGCAACCAAAUGCAGCGUACCUAA